GUUUGCUCAGUUAUAUGGUCGACGAAUGAGCUUCAUCAAGAUGUCAGCAUUAGAAGCGGCGAUUUCAUAUUCUCUGAGAUCCCUUUUGUAUAGUAUUGUCGCACUGGUACUAGGCAUUCUCGUUUACCUUAUCCAAAAUGAGUUCACUCGAUAUCGAAGUAGGAUAAAGAAUCUUCCCGGCCCCCGCGGGUGGCCCGUCGUCGGGAACCUCUUUCAGCACCGUGAAGUCAUCCCGGCGGAAACGUAUCGAAAAUGGUCUUUCAAAUACGGACCAGUUUUCCAAGUCCAGCUUGGUAACACGACGGCCGUCGUGGUUAACUCAACACGGGCGGCCAAACAACUAUUUCUGGGCCAAAGCCAUGCGAUGAACUCGCGACCGACAUUUUACGUCUUCCAUAAGAAAGUCAGCAAGGCCGUAACCAGUAUUGGCACCAGCCCUUGGGACGAUAGCUGCAAGCGGCGACGAAAGUUAGCCGCGGGCGCACUCAACCGAAACCGAGUCUCAGCUUAUACACCGAUCCUCAAUCUCGAAGCUCGCGAGUUUUUGAAGGAUCUGUAUUCGGCGUGCCGCGAUGGCGCCGUCGAGAUCGACUUCCGCCCCGCUGUCAAGCGUUUCUCAUUGAACUUGAGCUUGACGCUGAAUUACGGGACCCGAGUCUCGAGCGUCAAGUCACUGACUGAUGAUCCGCUUCUCUCUGAGAUCAUCUAUGUCGAAGGCGAAAUUUCGAAGUUCCGGGACACCGGCAAAAAUUACGCUAAUUACAUCCCCUUACUCCGGUAUUGGGAGCCCAUAGCCCAAUUUCUAGGCUUGGAAGCACAACCGAAAAAUCAUGCUGCGGAUAUUGGCCGUCGCCGGUUAGAAUACAAUAAUAUUCUUCUAGAGAAGUUGAAGGAGGAGGUGCAGAGGGGCGAAGACAAGCCCUGUAUUCAGGGGGCGGUGUUGCGGGACCCUGAGUCCGCGACGUUGACGAGGGAAGAACUUAUAAGUGUUAGCUUGAGCAUGAUGGCGGGCGCCGAUUCGAACCAACCCACCCUCUCUUGGGCUUGUCUCCUCCUUGCGCACCGACCGGAUAUACAAGGAAAAGCUUAUUCCGCGAUCCGAGACGCCGGUGUCCUCGGAUUAUCUUCUAACGCUUACGCUUCGACGAAAGUCGAGUAUAUCGACGCUCUGACGAAGGAAAUUUCGCGUUACUUCGUAGUGUUGAAACUAGCUCUUCCCAAAGCCACCUACACUGACGUAGCCUGGGAGGGUGCCACGAUACCUGCGAAUACACUUGUAUUCUUGAAUUCAUGGGCUUGCAACCGAGAUCCGGAACUCUUCACCGAGCCAGACACGUUCGCCCCUGAGCGCUGGUUACCUAAUGCUCCGAGCCCACAUGCCCACCAAUAUGCCUUCGGAAUAGGCGGACGCAUGUGUGUGGCGUCGCAUCUUGCCCACAAUGCGCUAUAUACUGUCUUUUUACAUCUAAUCGCGCAUUUCCGCAUUUUGCCCGCUGAGGAGGAAACAGUGGAGGCGAUUGAUCCGCUCAAGGGGUUGAAAGGGAUGACGUUUGUUGGGACACCGCGGGGUUGGCGGGCAAGAUUCGUUCCAAGGGAAGGUGAAAAGCUAGCUACUUGGUUAGACAAUCCAGAUAGUUGA
Hypoxylon trugodes is the source of this 1639-nucleotide messenger RNA. Its product is annotated as cytochrome P450. The coding region runs from base 26 to 1639 and encodes 537 amino acids. The transcript is spliced from 4 exons. Lineage: Eukaryota; Fungi; Ascomycota; Sordariomycetes; Xylariales; Hypoxylaceae. Gene Ontology annotation, molecular function: monooxygenase activity; iron ion binding; heme binding. The record is from RefSeq and is a predicted model, not a curated record.